Messenger RNA from Castor canadensis (American beaver), 5825 nucleotides. The record is from RefSeq and is a predicted model, not a curated record. NCBI's taxonomy places the organism in Eukaryota, Metazoa, Chordata, Mammalia, Rodentia, Castoridae.
AAAUUUGCCACCUGCCCAGAAACUCCUGGACUCAACGAGAGUGGCUUUCAUCCAUUGUCUGUCCUCCUAGCUGGCCUUGGUCGCACGGGCACCCUGAUUGGUUGCUAUGUCAUGAAGCAUUACAGGAUGACGGCAGCUGAGACCAUCGCCUGGAUCAGAAUCUGCAGACCGGGCUCGGUGAUUGGACCUCAGCAACAGUUUUUGGUCAUGAAACAGUCGAGCCUCUGGCUGGAAGGGGAAUAUUUUCGUCAAAAGUUGAGAGGUCAGGAGAAUGGACCUCACAGAACUGCCUUCUCCAAACUCCUCUUGGGUGUGGAUGACAUUUCAAUAAAUGAGGUGGAGAAUCAAGACAAGGAGGCAGCCGAGCCGUACAGUGAUGACGACGAGGUCAAUGGAGUGACACAAGGUGAUCGACUUCGGGCCCUGAAAAGCAGAAGACAAUCCAAAGCAAACGCUGUGCCCCUCACAUGUUCCUUAGCUGUGCUGACCUCUGCACUGUGUAGUGUUGUCAUCUGGCGGAUUGUGUGUGACUGCAUCCUUCCCAUCCUGCUCUUCUGUCUCGAUGGCUUCAGAGCACAGUAGCCAUCAGGACCCUUUGACAGAUAGCCGCUGUUCCAUCCAUUUCAAGGACUAAAGCAGUCUUGCGUUAAAGUUAAGCCUGUGACCAGAACUGAAAGGAAGGACUAGGAACAGAAAACUGCAGCAAGACUUAGCACAAUUUAUCUGAGAACAAAACAAACUUGUAAGAGCCUUAGUGGCUUGCCACCUAAGCACGGUAUCCAAUGAAGAAAGUGCCACUGGAGUUUCUUUGGGGUGCACUUGAACGACAUGAAGGGCCCAACUCUCCUUUCUGUAGUAUCGUCUCAAGCCGAACAACGAAGAUCCUGUGGCAAACUUAGUCUCAGGUGUACAUAUCCCGGUCCCUGCCGUCCCAGAGAGCUGCCUGGUCCCGGUGGCGUGUGUCCUCUGUGAUGGAAGUCACGUCCGCUGCUGCCCUUGAGAACAGCGAGGACUUUUACGUGUUUGGUUUUUUUGUCCUCCUGGGCCCGUGUGUGGAGAUGUCUAAAGAUAAACAGACAUGACUGCGUGAUACUUUCUGUGACAGGACUGCUUGGUCACCUUCCCUUCUUUUCUGUGACACUGUUGCAGCGGUCUCUCUGUGAAGUACCCAAGCUGCUGGCUUUCCACCAAAGAGUGCUUUACUGACAAGAAUCUGUGAACACUGACCACGUUUACACAGUGUCACACGUUGGGUGUGACAUUGGUACUUGGGUCACCUAAAACGUGCCAGAGAAUUCAAUGGAAGCUUUAGAAGACUCAGGAGCAGAAACCAGCUUCCGAGUCGGAGGAUUAGCUUAAGUCCUUUUCAUGUCACUUAGAACUGGAGGUUUGCAAGGCCAAGCGUUCUUGGGUUGCUCAGUCCUCCCCUGCGUGGGGGGCAGGGAAACCCCACUGUUGCUUUCACCUUGGCAACAGCAAUCUCAAGUGAUGCUGGCUUUCCAAACGCAGAUGUCCACACUCCGGAGUGUCUUUCUCGGUAAUGCUGUGCAUUUCUGUUUCUUCAUAUGUGGUCAACCCAAGACCACUCACCUCUGAUUUCAGUGGUUUUCGGUUGUGUGUAGUCGAGAGCUCACCGCUGCCUUUGGUUAGGGAACAAAAUUAGUAACUUUGCUGAGUGCCUUCCCCCCAACCCUUCUGAAACGCAGCAGAGCCUGUGACCUAAAGCAAUCGCAAAACCAGAACUUAUCUGCUUCUUUAAAAGGAAAAAAAUUCACGGUCCAGAAUGAAGGCCUGUUUUGGAGUCACCUCGGUAACUGCCGUAGUAAGUAAGGGUUUUACUUCUUGGGAGCUGAGUUUUGUCCGUCCUAGUUUGGAGGGACACAGCGUUGAGACAGCAGACAGCAGAUGCCUUCCUAAGACAGAUGAAUGUACCAGGUGAGCAGGUGAUUCCUCUUCAGAAGCUGCCUGUUUCCCAGUUGGGAUAAGCAGGUUAAAGUUCGUUAAUGCAGAAAGUCACUGGGAGACAGUGGCGGUCCUGUUUGUGUUCCGCCCUCGGAGGAAAGGCUGGGAUUGAGUGGGGAUGAGGAAGUCAGGGUCACAGCCACACCAGUAGCUCUUUCCCCAUCAGGCACAAGGGAGUGGGACGACGCCUGUGUUUACACACUGGGGACCACAGUGACUUUCUGUCCCUGGAAACACAUCGGUAUGGGGUCCGGGUGAGAGGAAGCACUUGCUGUGCUGUGCUGAGACAGUUUUAAAUAUUCAGACUGCGCCCGGGCACGCAUGCCAAGUUCUCAGGGCAGCUCCCUCCCCGGGCACCACCGUGACUGACCCAUGCGAGCCCCGCUUGGUCUUUUCCUUCCAUCAGAACAGGCAGUCGUGCAGCCCACAGCGGUUCUGCCAAGUCCUGCCUCCCUGCUGCUGAGUAAGCCACUUGGGGUCUUUUCCAGAGGUUAAGACCCUUGGGCUUCAGUGGUCACCACAGUUUGUUUUUUUAUUUAUCAGUUGCUUUUCUGGUGUUGGCCGCUCAAGUGUCAGUCUAGAAUCGCCAUCCCUGGGGUCCCUGUCCUCAGCUCAGCGCAGUGAGUCACAGGGAACUUGUGACUUGGUGUAGACCAGUUCCUUGGCACUCUCAGAUGGCUGGGGCAGUGUUCGGGGUGGAUUGCGUGGCAACAGUGUUAGCUUAGCAGGACACCUAGACAGACUCCAGGAAGCCCGGGGGUCUGACUGACAGAAGGUUCUUUCUGCUGUGCAUGGGGGCACUGCACCCAGCACCCCCAGAAUCUUCUGGGGUUCUAACUUCUGAUCCUAGUCACAGAAGACCGUGUUACUGUGGAGUACGAAGCAGGGUGUGUCAGAUGGAGACUCAUUUAACCAAAGAGCCUUAAAUAGUGUUGAAAGUACGCCAAGACCACGUCCAGUGGGAUUAAAAUUAGAAACGAAUAAGCUUUGUGGGGACCCAGAUCCCCAAGGAUCAGAGAGGGUCCAGAGGGGAGUGUGUGCCAACCUGGGCUCCUGGAAGUGUAGCCAGCGGGGCAGAGGGCUUGGUGAGCCGUGCCUCAUUCAAGGCAGCCUUAUCUUAACUUGUCCUCUGUGGCUGCUGCCCAGCCACACGCUGCUCUGCUUGUCCCCUCCCAGUUCCAGACUCGCUGCCCUUCACCCGCCUGCCCCUCUCCAGGGCUGCUUCUCCCUCCUGGCGAGUUCCCAGGCUUCUGGGCACCGUGUGCCAGGAGGUCCCCAAGGAGCCUUCUCUUUGUUCAGUUACCGUCCAUGACAAGAGAGCGAUGGGUUCGAAGUAGCCCGGCUGCUUUCCUUCACACACUGUCCCCAACGCUCGGUGCACUUUGGAAAGCAGUAUUCACCCGGGCAACUUUCACUCCUUCAAUGGCUCUCUCCCCCGGACGUGCCCUCGCGAGGCUGGCUGCCAGAAUUCCCCUAAAUCUAGCGUGCUGCGUGUCGUCGGGCGGGAAUGCUGCAGGUGGGGUGCAAAAGUCGGGGCAGUUCGCCUCUGCUGUGCAGGAAAUGACCGCCUCAGAACUGUCACCGGAUCGGAGUACUGUGGUUUUAUAGUAAUAACCUGCAGACUUUUACCUAAUGUGCACUCAUGUACAGGUUAUUAAAAGUUUUGAAAUGUAGCUGAUUAAUCAGUAUUUGAUCAAUCAUUGUCUUUUUUUUUUAAUUAAAAUGUAUAUUUCUAAUCAUAUUUUUUUAAAGCCGAGAGAACUGGUUGGAUGUCUAUUUUCCUGAAGGUAUUUUUAAGACAAAAGCUUCACGAUGGCCUGUAAACUUUUUGCAUAUCUGUGCGGUUUGACGUGUAUUGUUCCAUUGGAAAAUACUGUGUAUUGUAACUAGUUUUAUACAAAACACUGCGUAGUGGAAACUGUGUAAUUACAAUCACGUAAUUAAAAGUAUUAAUCAAACAAACUUUUAGUUUAUUGCGUUCACUUUCCGAGUAUCCUGAGUUCUUUAAAUUAGUUUGCAAAGCCCGCCAGCGACAACGGACCACACAAAGUCCCCCAGUUCUGGAUCGGUGUGGGUUCUCCUUGGCUGGCAGAUGGGCACCUGCUCACCAGGCCCUCGCAGCCUCGCCUCUGCGCCUGCCCAUCCCUGGUGUCUGUCCGUGCGUCCUAGUCUUAGAAGGACAGGGCACCAGCCAGAUUGGGGUAGGGCCGCCCUCAGGCCUUUCUCACUCCAGGUGCAGUGAGAUGCAGAGGAUUAGGGCUUCAGCAUUUGAAUUUUGGGAACGUGGGAGAAAGACUUAGUGAGUGGGGAUCUGCUGCUAUGAAGUCACUCCACAAACACCCCCCACCGGCUCAGAUGCUGCAAAGGCUUAACCUUCUGGAGAGCCCGAGGCCUGUGGGUCACGGAUCCCUCAGGAGGACCGGUGGUAGCGCCCUCCACCACAUCACGCCUAGGACGCCAGCCUCUGCGCUCUUUUCUGCUUCCCUCCUGAUGGCCUUUUGCAGGGCAGGGUCCUAAGUCCCAGUGCCACCACCCCACAGAGGCUGUGUCUAGGACUGAGGACCUGAGGACUGUCCAGUUCCCAAGGAGCUGGAUUUUGCUUCAUGCUGGGAGAGGUAAACGCCGCAGAAACCUGCCUUCCCACCGCUGUCCCACGUGGCUCCCCAGCCUGGGAGCUGCCCGCUCGGGCCACCCCGGGGCUGUGCCGAGCAACACGCUCUCCGGUGGACCUGCCGACAGGCUCAGGCACUCGGUUUCAGCCUGGAGGCCCACUGUCCACGCCCAUUUAGUUGUGCAGAGCCAAUUAUUAAAUGAGAAUUAAAUUCCUACCUUAGCAGUUAGUUGAAGAAUUAAAUAAUACAUGCAUAGGCGGCAGUCAGUUCUUUUGUCACGCGUUUUGGCUAAGUGUAAAGCCUGAUUUGAAUAGAUCGCAGUCCCUCGGUGCUUCUGCUACGGGAGCCUAUGCUCCUUCAGAAAAGGUGAUGUGAUCUUGACUUUGAAGGUGGAAACCCGUCCACUGAGGGUGCUGAUGGGUAGAAAAGACCCCUUCGUGAGCCCCGGCAGUAACAACUUGAGAUGGCAAGUCCAGAUGAGCUGCGUCCCUGUGGCCUUCAGGAUCCUGCUGUUGGUCCAUCGUUAAAAGUGGGCUGCUGACCACCGAGGACUGUGACACCAACUCGGGUGCCCGUGGCGGGAGCUCUGCACACGUCCUUGCUGCCUGCGUACCUACCAUUCUCUGCCUCCCCCGUGUGAGCGCCCAGUUCCAGGCUCAUGAUGUCAACGGUUUGUUGGGGGAGAGAGCGGAAGCCCGCUCCAAUCCCCGGCUCCCUCCCUGGGGACGCUGGCCCCUGUGGCAGUGGAGGUCUUUCGUGGCAUACCAGCCACCUUGCCUUGUGUCUAACUGUGGUCGUGUCUUUGCCAGCAAGUGUGCGAGGUCCUGACACGCUCCAGGAUGCCAGGUGCGCCGUCUACGCUGAAGCCCUCAGGUAAGGAGGCUGCGGGUGGGAAAAGAGCCAGGAGAGGAGGCGGUGUGGUUUGUGUGCCGCUUGCUUUGCAGAAGGCCAUUGGUUUGUCCCCGGUGCCUGGGAACCAAGACGCCCGCUCAGGCAGGCAGGAUGACCGUCCCCGGCGUGGGACUUCCCAGAGGACGCAGCGGGUCUGGCAGAGCUGGCACCCCGCACCCACUCAGUGCCGCUCAUGUCCCCAGCCACCCACAGGCGCCUCCCCCCUGUGAACAGCCAACGUGAGGGAGCCCCACUGUCCCCACUCGGGAACUGCUGACUGGGCACCGUGACAGCUGCUGUAGGUACUCUGGGGACCUGCGGGAGUGAAGGAAGACUGGUUCCCUGUGGCAGAGGAAGGUG